Messenger RNA from Paramuricea clavata, 557 nucleotides. The record is from the annotation of a GenBank genome assembly. NCBI's taxonomy places the organism in Eukaryota, Metazoa, Cnidaria, Anthozoa, Malacalcyonacea, Plexauridae.
AAGCACGGGUCUCGAUGCAAACCAUCUUAAAAGAAUUGCUGGUCUGACGGAGAUAGUCAAGGUAGCUACCAGAGCUGAUGUAACUUUAGACUGGUGUUUGAAUGUGUGAAUACAAUUCUUCAUUUUCAGUUUGGCGGGAUGCUGUUGAAUGGUAAACAACAGCCAGUAAGAUAACCGAGACAGAGCGGGGUAGCUUCUUUGGUCCCACUGAUAACCACAGUGAUUCAAUCGAAGAGUUUUCAAAUUCCUCAAUUCGUCUACAAUAGAUAUUGCUAUUUAUGUAGGCACAAACACCUCCGCCGUUUGAAACCAGUCUAUCGUUCCUAAACGGAUUGAAAUUGGACAAGGAUACCAAAUUGUCAGGAAUUGCAGGAGAUAACCAAGUCUCUGUAAUGCAGACCAUGUCCGUUUGGUUAAAAGACACCACAGCGUCAAGUUCGUCGACCUUGGAUGUCAAGGAGCGGAGAUUACAAAUUAAAAGGUUUGGUAUUUUGGUGGAGGGUAACGUAGACUCAAAUUUUAUGCGUUCAAGUGUAUCAGUUUUCUGGACUGAAUAG